Messenger RNA from Pisolithus orientalis, 1628 nucleotides. RefSeq names its product Bystin-domain-containing protein. Gene Ontology annotation, cellular component: preribosome, small subunit precursor; cytoplasm; nucleolus. The coding region runs from base 6 to 1367 and encodes 453 amino acids. Gene Ontology annotation, molecular function: snoRNA binding. The transcript has 8 exons. Lineage: Eukaryota; Fungi; Basidiomycota; Agaricomycetes; Boletales; Pisolithaceae. The record is from RefSeq and is a predicted model, not a curated record. Gene Ontology annotation, biological process: rRNA processing.
UCCACAUGCCUAGAGCACAGAAAUCUACAAAACCAAGACACGAUCCCCUCCUCGCCCAGAUCCAUGAGGAUGAGCUCAUCGCAAAGUAUGGACGCGUGUCUCAACCAGGAAAACGAAACAAGUCGCGCAAGAGCAGAUCAGACGACGAAGGCGGCGAGGUGAUUCUUGACCCAAAAACAUCUCGUAAAAUAUUCCAACUCGCUCGCGAUCAACAAGACGAGCUAGAGGUCCCAGACGACGAAGUGGAGGAUGCCCCAGCACAUGCGGACACAAGACUGCAGCCCCGAUCGCGACCAGAUGACGCUUUGUCCGAGGACAGUGAGGAAGGGGAAGCCAUGGAAGACAUGAGCGACAUGGGCGACGCAGAGGACAUGUUUCAACUGGACUCCGUGGACAUGCAAACGCUGGAUACUCUUCUUCCCACCAACAUAGGAGAACGACGGACAUUGGCAGACGUGAUCUUCUCCAAACUCGAAAGCGGGAAGCAGCCAGAUGGCGUGGCUGUCGUGCAAAAAGUACAACAAGAUAAAGAGUGUCCCGACCCUGCCCUUGGACUUGACCCUAGGCUGGUCGAAGCAUAUUCAAAAUUGGCCGUCUUCUUGCAUGGAUACAGAUCCGGUCCUCUUCCAAAACUCUUCAAAGUCAUACCCACUCUUCCCGCGUGGGCUCGAAUAUUGGCUUUGACCAAACCGGAAGAUUGGAGUCCCCAUGCAUGUCGAGCUGCCACAAGAAUUUUCGUCUCUACCAUGAAGCCUCCGCAGGCUCAGUUAUUCCUAUCUGUCGUCUUGCUUGACGCCAUACGAGAAGACAUACAGAGCAACAAAAAGCUCAAUGUGCAAUAUUAUGAAGCGCUGAAGCGUGCAUUGUACAAGCCUGGUGCCUUCUUUAAGGGAGUUGUAUUUCCUAUGCUCGAGAGUGGGUGUACGCUCAAAGAGGCUGCCAUUGUAGCAUCUAUUAUCGCUAAAAAGAAGGUGCCCGUCCUUCAUUCAGCUGCAGCAUUGCUGCGGAUCGCCCAAAUGGACUAUACAGGUCCAAACUCUUUGUUCAUCCGAGUGCUCGUAGACAAGAAAUAUCAAUUACCGUACAAGGUUGUCGAUGCGCUCGUGUUCCACUUCAUUAGGUUAUCAAAUACGUACAAAGCUCGCUCUCGCGGCGAUAGCGAAAAACUUCCGGUCUUGUGGCACCAGAGUCUGCUCGCGUUCUGUCAGAGGUACUCUCCCGACCUUACACCGGAUCAAAAGGACGCGCUGUUGGACGUCGUCCGGGCGAACCCUCACGCACAAAUUGGUCCAGAAGUACGGAGAGAAUUGAUUAAUUCCGUUGCAAGAGGCGAGCCACGUCCUGAUCAAGACGUAGAGAUGUCAUAACAACGCGUUAUCUCCCCCCCAUUUCCUACCAUAUUUUUGUUUUGCUGUCGCAAUUCUGGAGCUAACUGCGAAUUCAUGUGUGGGGGACCCAUUUAUCAGUUCAGUGAGGCGUAUAACCUGGUAAGUACUCGUACUUAAUUUCCGCGCACUUUUUGUACAGGACUCCCCGGGGUCUACCUAAACUUCUGUAGUGAUAUGUAUGUACUUGCCUUAUUCCGACCAUCCGACCUAAACUUGGUGCAUGGUCCAAGUCAAGCGCCG